Pteropus alecto (black flying fox) is the source of this 1648-nucleotide messenger RNA. It is a transcript of the gene LY6G5B, whose product is annotated as lymphocyte antigen 6 family member G5B. The transcript is spliced from 3 exons. Bases 402 to 998 code for a protein of 198 amino acids. Gene Ontology annotation, cellular component: external side of plasma membrane. The record is from RefSeq and is a predicted model, not a curated record. Lineage: Eukaryota; Metazoa; Chordata; Mammalia; Chiroptera; Pteropodidae.
UGCCCAGUAUUUGGGUGAUGUUUUUAGUAGUAGAACAGAAUUCCUAGGAUUGGGUUCGGGAGUGUACAAAGUCAAGGAAAAGAUGCAGAGAAAAAUCAGAUUUCAAUGUCUAGAGAAAUAGUUGUUUUUUGGGGGCCCACUUUCGGCUGUUGGGACACAACACUAUCUUUUCACUUAUUUUUACAGGGACAGUGGUUAGAAAAUAACUACAAGUGGUGGAGAGAGGAGGAAAAGGGACCAGAAUUGCUGCUCCAUAGUGUUUAUGCGCCCCCUGCUGGGGCAUCUGAGACACGCUCAUUUCGGAUGGAGCUGCUGAGUUCCUGGCCAAAGUUCCUCCUAGCACAAUAGGGACUGGCCCUGUUGUGUGGGGAGAACGCAGGUGGUGCCAGAGACAAAAGCUAAUGCAUGGAUCUUUGAGGGGCAAGAAUAGAUCUUCAGGAGGCAUGCAGGGCAAAGGUGGACAGCUAGCUCCUGUUCCUGAAGUCCGGACCUGCCACCUCUGCCUCUUAGAAGACCCUUCUGUAGGAUGCAUUUCAGGCUCAGAAAAGUGCACCAUUAGCAACUCAUCCCCAUGCAUGGUGAUCACCAUCUAUUAUGAUACCAAGAUUCGCUUCUUCAUCCGAGGCUGUGGACAGUACAAUUCUUACCACUGCCAAGAAAAACGCAACACUUACUUUUCAGAGUAUUGGUACCAGGCCCAAUGCUGCCAGUACGAUUAUUGCAACUCCUGGUCCAGCCCCCAGCUCCAGAGCUCCCUGCCUGAGUCCCACGACGGGGCUCUGGCCCUGCCCCUGUCCAAGUCCCAGAUCCAACGGUUCUACCAGGCCCUGAACCUCUCACUGCCCCUCCCCAGCUUCUGUGCUGGGAAAGAGCCUGAAGGCUUGGACCCUGUGGUUGCCCUGCCCUUGAACCUAGGUUUGUCUAUUGCUGACCUGCGCCAGAUAUACUUAUUCCUCAACAAUUCAGGACUUUUGGUUCUUCCCAGGGCUGGGCCCUGACCCCUUACCCUUCCUGGAUUCCAGUCUGUUCCAGCAUCUUUCCAACACCGCAGCAUCCUACACUGCCCUCUCAGAACAUCUAAAUUCUCUGGUCUGUUUUCUCAGACCUCCUUUCCUUAGUACUUCUAGUAUCUUUAUGACUUCGGUUUAAUUUCCUCCCCAGAAACCAGUUGGCACUGUACCUAGUGCUCUUAUUCCUCCUAGAAAAUAAUCUCAAGUGCAGAUUGUGCCCAGGUUGACCUGGGAAAGGCAGUGGUCUCCUUAUUCCUUUUCCAUUGUCUGCGUGUUUCAUCACCCUCAGUCCCCUCUCAGUCUGGGUACCUGCCACCUCCUUUUAGAUCUGGCUGUAUAUUGCAUCUUGUACCUAUCUCUAGGACUCAGUGCCAGACAACUUGCAGCAAGAAGGAUGAAGGGUAGACUUCUGUGCAGAUUGCCUGACUUGGCAUCCUGGUAUUUCUGCCUCACUAUUUUACCACCUCACUCCUGCCCUGGUCUCCUGCUGCCUUCUCUCAUCUCUUGUCCCAGUCUCUGGCUUCCAGCCCCACUUCAUGUGACUGAGUCCUGACAGCCACUUCCAUAGGUGCCCAGGAAGAGGAGAGUAUCUGUCUUGCUCUGCUCUAUUUCCCUCCACAAUAAACGGUCUGGGUUAA